Trichomonas vaginalis G3 is the source of this 1269-nucleotide messenger RNA. Its product is annotated as protein transport. NCBI's taxonomy places the organism in Eukaryota, Parabasalia, Trichomonadida, Trichomonadidae. The record is from RefSeq and is a predicted model, not a curated record. Gene Ontology annotation, biological process: protein targeting to vacuole; vesicle-mediated transport. Bases 1 to 1269 code for a protein of 422 amino acids. The transcript has a single exon.
AUGUUGUCAGAGACUACUGUUUCGAAUAAGAUUCUCCCAACAUCAAAUGAACUCAAAGAAAUGAGAAAACCAAAUGAAAAUCCAAAGGAUAUUGCUUGGACUGAUCACGAAAGGCACUUCUUUGUAAUUACCGAUUCUGCACGUCCUGUUUACGUCAGAUAUGGUGAUGAAGUUACAGUAACACCACUUCUCUGCACAAUUGUCACAUUUUGCGGUCAGCUGAUUCGUGAUGGUAAUCAAAAACUUCAAUAUUUCGUGGCAGGAAAUAAAUUAUUCGUAUUUUACGUACCAACACCAUUCAUCUACGUUUGCGUUUCUUCAGUAAAAUUACCUAUUUCGCUAAUUCAAAAGGAAUUACAAUACUUAGAAACAACAAUUUAUUCAUUAUUGACACCAAUGAUUGCCGAACAAUUACGCAGAAGACCAAAUUUCGAUAUCAAGAGACAGACAUCAAGCUCUGAGGCCUUAUUUACUUCUCUUCUUGAGAAUAUGGAUCAAUCUCAUUCAUUUGUCUUUCAUGACUGCAUACCAAUGUCAGGCGUCACAUCAAAGCGAAAUGAUUUCAAGAGAAUAGUUUACGAGAAUAGAAAUCCAGCGAUUUACGGCAUUGUAAUUUUCAAUCGUGGUGAACUUGUAUUGAAAAUUGCAAACAAAAAUUUCAGUCUUACAACGGAAGAUGUAUUUAUUCUUUCCAACAAUACGAAUGUCAUGGUCGACGUCCUCGAUGCUCUUUGGCCAAUGUGGUUACCAAGUCAUAGCGAAAUGCUUCACAUUCUGACAGUUGAUAUGAAGAGUUUCGGUUUCAAGAUGAUUAUCAUUACAGAUCAGAUCGAAUCUUCUGCAAUUUGCACAAGGAUUUCUGAUCAAUGCCAGAAAACAAUGCUCCAAGAAGGUUUGAACACACAGAUUGACGGUAUUCCACUUUUCCAUCCUAAGGAAGUCCUCCAUUGGAUUGUUGUUAUUAGAAAACUUGGCCAAUCUUAUAAUCCUUAUAUUCCUGAUUCUCCUUUGGCAAGAACUAUAUACAGAGCUUACGCAUGGACUCAGAGUAUGCUCGAGGAAACAAAUGUAAACGGAAUUUUCUAUUCUGCCAAUGAAAAAUUAACAAUCGCAGGUAAGAAUGUUCCUGGAGAGCUUAUUAUAGUAGCAAUGCCUGUUGGCGUUGUUGCUAAAGAGGCUGAAAAGAUAAUUGGCCAACUUGAAGCUUACAUUAAACAAAAUAGAUCUGUUUUGUUCGAUUUGGAUCCACUUGUAUGGGAUGAAAAAUAA